Anguilla anguilla (European eel) is the source of this 3113-nucleotide messenger RNA. RefSeq names its product G protein signaling modulator 2 (gene gpsm2). The transcript is spliced from 16 exons. The record is from RefSeq and is a predicted model, not a curated record. Gene Ontology annotation, molecular function: GTPase regulator activity; protein binding. Bases 480 to 2498 code for a protein of 672 amino acids. Lineage: Eukaryota; Metazoa; Chordata; Actinopteri; Anguilliformes; Anguillidae.
ACACUUGUCAGAACUUGUGUGAAUUUUUAUCGAAUCACUUCACAAGUUGUAAAAAAUAAUGGCGGAAAGUGUAUCGUUAGUGUAAUAGGUCCAGCCAACUUUUUUAGUUUUAGCUACCAUUUAAAUUCACUAUGACGGGAAGAUAUCUAAAAGAGGAAUAAACCAAUAGUUUAAAUUGAAUCGAGAAACGCAUGAAAGAAGCUCAACCCCGUUGAAAAGUCAAGCUUACGAAGUGCAUCAUUACAGAGAGCCGCCCCAGAGAGCCAGAAAAGGCGCCGCUCGCGUGACGACUCUGGACUCUUUGCUGGGAGGGGAGGAGUGGGGGGGGUGUGCGCGUUCCUCUCCCUCGGCCAGACGCACCACGCCAAAAGGGCGUCUUAGGAUUUUGCACCACGAAGUUAACACCACUGCCCGCCAGAGACCUCCCGUUUGCCUCUUACGGAUUUUCUUUAGGAGCUCCCCACUUAUUAUGCGCUACAAUGGAUGCAAGCAGUCUUUGCCUUAGCAUGAGAGAUGAGGACCAGUCCAUUCAUGUCCGAUACAGGAUGGAGGCCUCCUGCCUGGAGCUGGCCCUGGAGGGAGAGAGGCUGUGCAAGGUGGGCGACUACCGCUCCGGCGUCUCCUUCUUCGAAGCGGCCAUCCAGGUGGGGACCGAGGACCUUCAGAUCCUCAGCGCCAUCUACAGCCAGCUGGGGAACGCCUACUUCCACCUCCACGACUACAACAAGGCCAUGGAGUUCCACCAUCACGACCUCACCCUGACCAGAACUAUUGGGGAUCGCCUUGGAGAAGCCAAAGCCAGCGGUAACCUCGGUAACACUUUGAAGGUUUUGGGGAGGUUUGAUGAUGCAGUCAUCUGUUGCCAGAGACACCUGGACAUCUCCAGGGACCUGCAUGACAGGGUGGGGGAGGCCAGAGCACUCUAUAAUUUUGGGAAUGUUUUCCACGCCAAAGGGAAGAGCAUCUGCUGGAGCGGGGUGGACCCGGGAGAUUUCCCAGAGGAGGCCAUGACCGCCCUCCGCAGAGCAGCCGAGUUCUACGAGGCAAAUUUGUCUAUCGUAAAAGAGCUGGGGGAUCGGGCCGCGCAAGGCCGCACCUAUGGUAACCUUGGCAACACCCACUACCUGCUGGGUAACUUCCGGAAUGCCGUGGUAUCACACGAGCAGCGUCUUCUCAUCGCCAAGGAGUUCGGGGACCGGUCGGCAGAGAGAAGGGCGUACUGUAACCUGGGCAACGCCUACAUCUUCCUGGGGGAAUUCGAGGUGGCAGCUGAACACUACAAGAGGACCCUGCAGCUGGCCCGGCAGCUCCAGGACCGGGCCGUGGAGGCCCAGGCCUGCUACAGCCUGGGGAACACCUACACCCUGCUGCAGGACUACGAGCGGGCCAUCGACUACCACCUCAAACACCUCAUCAUCGCACAGGACCUCAACGACAGGAUUGGGGAGGGGCGUGCGUGCUGGAGUUUAGGGAAUGCCUACACGGCCCUGGGAAACCAUGACCAGGCCAUGCAUUUCGCAGAGAAACAUCUGGAAAUCUCCAGAGAGACGGGAGACCGCAGCGGGGAGCUUACGGCCAGGAUGAACGUGUCCGACCUCCAGACGGUCCUGGGGCUCAGCUACAGCACCAACGCCUCGGUCCUGUCUGAGAACAAGGAGAUCGACUACAACAUGCACGGGGCGAGGCCGAGGGCGGGCCGGAGGCACAGCAUGGAGAACCUGGAGCUGAUGAAGCUCACGCCCGACAAGCUGAACGGCCCGAAGUGGAGCAGCGAAAUCCUGGCCAAGCCGUCCAAGCCCGCCCUGUCCAAGUCCUCCAAGCUGUCGUUCGUCAGCCGCUUCAGGAGCCGGAAGCACAAGAACCCCGGCUCCUCGGCCAAAGUGCUGCAGGACAGCAGCAACACGCUGGACACGCAGGCCGAGGCGCAAGGCCCGCAGAAGAGGUCCAGCCCGGACAUGCUGGGCGACGAGGGCUUCUUUGACCUCCUCAGCCGUUUCCAGAGCAACCGCAUGGACGACCAGAGGUGCUCCAUCCAGGACAUCAAGAGCCGUCUCUCCGCCCCCCCCAGCCCCUCCACCCAGCCCACCCAACACAGAGGCAUCAGGAAAUCCCACUCGGACUCUGUGGUCCCCCCGGGCCGGGACCAGCUCCUGAAUAUGGUGGCCACCUCCCAGAGCCGUCGCCUCGACGACCAGCGGGCAAGCGGGGGCAGCUUCCCGGGCCUGCGGCUGAACCAGCAGAACAGCCAGUCUGUGCUCAACCACCUGAUGGCCAACGCUGACAACACCGAGCCGGACGAAGACUUCUUCGACAUGCUCGUCAAGUGUCAGGGCUCGAGGCUGGACGACCAGCGGUGCGCCCCGCCCCCGCUGACCUCCAAGGGCCCCACGGUGCCGGACGAGGACUUCUUCAGCCUGAUCAUGCGCUCGCAGGCCAAGAGGAUGGACGAGCAGCGCGUCAGCCUGCCCUCCCACGCCCGGCGGGGCGACCCGAACUGACCCGCCCCGCGACGCGGGCGCUUUCCCCAGUCCCGCGAGCGUUUAAACAUCUCCUCAGCAGCCCCCUGCAUCCCAGGAGUCCGUGCACAUAUGUACAGAGGGAGGGGCCAUGGCGUACGGUCCGGGCAUCAGACCCACAGAGACUCAGAUUUUUAUACUGCACAGGAGAGGACAGCUCCCCCAGUGGUUUUUAUUUCUGUACAGAAUUUCAUUCGCACUCCUCACCUCUCAGGAUAAUACAUCCUGAGGGUGCCAGGCAGCAGUUUUUAUUUGUAUUUAUUGUGUGUUUUUUUGUAAUGUAGCAAGCACUUGCUCCAACUGCCAUUUCAUUUCACCUUGUGUUGUGUGUGUUUUUUUUCUCUAGGUUCUCUGGUAGUUUUUAUCAAAAGGUGCAGCACUAUAAUUGGUGUUGUUUUUUUAUCAUCUUCUGUAUGCUUGUGUCAGGGUAUAGGGUUGUACAGCAAAGGGGGGCAUCAGUGAGGAAGGGAAGGAAAAAAAAUGUAUGGAAAUGUCGGGUAAAACAAUGAAUUUAUUAGUAUCUCCAAUGGUGCUCUUUUAUACUGCACAUUUUAAAUACAAUUAUGGAGGAAUUAAACCUCAUCUAUUAUCAACUUA